Penaeus indicus is the source of this 2421-nucleotide messenger RNA. Its product is annotated as PDF receptor-like. Gene Ontology annotation, biological process: adenylate cyclase-modulating G protein-coupled receptor signaling pathway; cell surface receptor signaling pathway. The coding region runs from base 937 to 2301 and encodes 454 amino acids. The record is from RefSeq and is a predicted model, not a curated record. Lineage: Eukaryota; Metazoa; Arthropoda; Malacostraca; Decapoda; Penaeidae. Gene Ontology annotation, cellular component: plasma membrane. Gene Ontology annotation, molecular function: G protein-coupled peptide receptor activity. The transcript has 13 exons.
CGGAGGCAGUGUGUGAGAGCGCGCACGAGCCGCUGCACACACCGCUGCUUCGGCUGCCCGUGACUCCGGCUCAUCCGGCUCGCAGCAGCACUUCGAGUUGCACCGCGAGCGCACGCUGUCCGCCUCCCCUGCGACCCUCGGCGACGCCACGAGGGGAACCGAAGUUCGUGUGUUCAUUCGGCGCUGUUUCUUUUACCCUGCACUUUGUUAACUCUUUAUUGUUCCUCUUUCCUUUGGAUUCGGGAGUGACUGACGUCCCAUCAGCGACUCGAGGCAGCGGCAGCAUCAUGCCCAAGUGGAGGUACAAGUUCCUGCUUCGGGAGCGCGCCCUGCCCCAGGUGUGAGUGUCUGCGAGGCCCCGACGGCGCGCGGCCGUCACGGGAGCUCAAACUUUGGUGACGCGAACUUUUUCCAGUGCAGAACACUCGAUGAAAAGAGGCGAGAGCUAUGUCGUUCACGAGAAAAGCGAUGCUCAGAGAAAAUGCCGAGUUGAUGGGACAUUACUGCCCCAUUCAUCCCUUGUAAUGAUCCUGGGAAUAACGCACAUUUUGGCUUGUCCCCAGCGGCCGUGUGAUUAGCUAGUGGCACGUUCAGAUAGAGUAACGCGAGGAAAAGGGACCCAGCUGAACAUGAGCUCCGCGGCAGGGCCAGCGGCGGUCGAGUGUUGACGUGUGAGGAGGAAUGGUCGCCCUCCGGCCCAGCCGCCUCGUCACCGCCGCCGCCAAGCGCGCCGAGAACCAGUUUUGCCCGGGCGGCCUCACGCUGCCACGAUGUUCUUCUACCACCAGCUGCUGCUGCUGUUACUGCUGCUGCUGCGCCCAUCACUGCUGCUCUUGUCACCACAUUUGCUGCUGCUGCCCACUGCUGUCCUCAGCCACGUCUCUGUAGACGCCAGUGUGUGAGCAGGAGGAACUCCCCCUCGACCAGCUUCCGCCCAUGACGUACUCCAUCAUCCUGCAGGCUUGCGUCGACUCGUACCGACACCGCAACCUCUCCGCUCACGACCGCUGGUGCAACGCUACUUGGGACAUGGUCUUAUGCUGGCCACCAACACCUGCCGGCGAGAGCGCUCAGUUACCGUGUCCACCGCAUAGGGGCGUAGAUCCUAGCAAGUAUGUGUACAAGCACUGUGACGCGUCGGGGCGGUGGGCUGGCAAGAGCCCGGGGGACUUCAGCCUCCCGCAGGGCUGGACCAACUACACGGUCUGCUUCUACGAGGAAAUCCAGAAGUUGAUGAACGACCUGUACACACGGUCGGAGGAAGACGCACAGUCGAAGCUGGACAUCGCCCAUGGCACGCGAAUCAUGGAGAUGGUGGGCCUAAGUCUCUCCCUGACAUCCCUCUGCAUCUCCCUCGCUAUAUUUUUCUACUUCAGGAGCCUGAAGAACAACCGCACCCGCAUCCACCGCAACCUGUUCGUGGCGAUGGUAAUCCAGGUGAUGAUCCGCCUCGUCCUGUACAUCGACCAGGCCAUCACGCGAGGCAAUAUCUCUGGCAACGAGAACACCAACACCAACUCCUCGUGGCAGGGCAUCGACAACACGCCGGUGCUUUGCGAGGCCUCCUAUGUCCUUCUGGAAUACGCCCGCACAGCCAUGUUCAUGUGGAUGUUCAUAGAGGGCCUCUACCUGCACAAUAAAAUCACAGUGACGGUGUUCCAGCACAGGUUCUACUACAGUGUGUACCACGCCGUGGGCUGGGGGGUUCCCAUCCUCAUGACAGCAGCGUGGGCGGGCGUCACAGCUACACACUUCGGGAACUCUCGAUGCUGGUGGGGUUAUAACUUCACUGCGUAUUUUUGGAUCCUGGAAGGCCCGAGACUAUCCGUCAUAUCGCUGAAUAUGAUAUUCCUUCUAAACAUCAUCCGGGUCUUAGUAACAAAAUUACGACAGAGUAAUUCAAGUGAAGCUCUUCAAGUUCGGAAAGCAGUGAAGGCCGCCAUCGUGCUCCUCCCCCUCCUGGGCAUCACCAACGUGCUCAACAUGAUCGCCACGCCCCUCAGCCGCUCCGUCGUGGAGUUCGGCCUCUGGUCCUACGCCACGCACUUCCUUACCUCGUUCCAGGGCUUCUUCAUCGCGCUGCUCUACUGCUUCCUCAACGGCGAGGUCAGAGCGGCGGUGCGGAAGUACGUGGACAACUACCUCCUCCAUCGCUCGGCUGGCGUCCGGCGCGGCUCAGGAUUGUCUUCCGUGUUUCUUACGACCGUCACCGACCUCCCGCGGGAUUCGCACGGGAGGACGAGGAACCUGUGCUCGUGUCUCAGCGGAAACCAGUCCCCGACGCACGGGUCGUACUUAUGACAGUUGCGACGACUCCCUGGAUGUCCCAGGAAGGGGCCCAGGGGGUCAGUGGGCUACCAGCGGCGCCGCAAGCGGGCCCACGACCGCUCCGGCUUCAGCACCGGGCGCCGCGACGGGCCG